UUGAAUACAGACAGAUGAACAGAUCACAUUUGACAGCUGUCAAAUUCUUCUUUCUUGUAAAGUCAACCAUGGCGGCCGGGGUACUUUACACUUAUCCGGAAAACUUCCGUGCUUACAAGGCGCUAAUCGCCGCUAAGUACUCCGGGGCCGACGUAAAAGUUGCUCCCAACUUUGUGUUCGGCGAGACCAACAAGUCUGAUGCCUUCCUGAAGAAGUUCCCCGCUGGAAAAGUGCCAGCCUUUGAAAGCACUGACGGGAAAGUUCUGUUGACCGAGAGCAAUGCCAUCGCUUACUACGUGUCGAACGCGGCUCUCCGCGGAGGUGACCUGCCGACACAGGCGCAGGUGUGGCAGUGGGCGUCGUGGGCUGACAGUGAGGUGCUCCCCGCCUCCUGCGCCUGGGUGUUCCCUUACCUCGGCAUCAUGCAGUUCAACAAAGUCAACGUAGAGCGUGCAAAGAACGACCUGCUGGCCGCUCUCCAAGUGCUGGACGCCCGUCUCCAGACCCGCACCUUCCUGGUCACGGAGCGAGUGACGCUGGCUGACAUCGUGGUCUUCACCACUCUGCUGCACGCUUACCAGCACGUCCUCGAGCCCUCCAUCCGUUCCUCUCUGGUCAACGUGACCCGCUGGUUCCUCACCAUCGCCAACCAGCCCCAGGUCUCCGCCGUGGUGGGCGCGGUCACGCUGUGCGCCGCCACCCCCGUGUACGAUGCCAAGAAGUACCAGGAGCUUGCUGCCAAGAAGGAUGGCGGCAAGAAGGACAAAAAGGUAGAGAAGAAGGAACAGCCCAAGAAGGAGCAGGCUAAGAAGGAGAAGCCCGCCCCCGAAGAGGUUGAUGACCUUGAUGAGAAGCCCAAGGAGUCUAAGGACCCCUUCGACUCCAUGCCCAAGGGAACCUUCAACAUGGACGACUUCAAGCGCUCGUACUCCAACGAGGAUGAGGCGGUCUCCAUCCCGUACUUCUGGACCAAGUUCGACCCCGAACACUACUCCAUCUGGUACGCCGAGUACAAGUACCCGCAGGAGCUGAGCAAGGUGUUCAUGAGCUGCAACCUUAUCACAGGAAUGUUCCAGCGUCUAGACAAGAUGCGCAAGCAGGCGUUCGCGUCGGUGUGCCUGUUCGGCGGCGACAACGACUCCACCAUCAGCGGCGUGUGGGUGUGGCGCGGCCAGGAGCUCGCCUUCCCGCUGUCGCCUGACUGGCAGAUUGACUACGAAUCCUACGACUGGAAGAAACUGGACCCCAAGAGCGAGGAGACCAAGAAACUAGUCCAAGACUACUUCUCAUGGUCCGGCACCGACAAGCAGGGGCGCAAGUUCAACCAAGGAAAGAUCUUCAAGUAAACGACCCGUCCCCACCCUCAAACAUAGUCACUGGAAUAGCCUCUUAGUAACAAUGUGAUCUAUGCUUAGCUCGGUUGAAAAUCGGGUGUGUAUUUUGCAUUGGACAUAACUGGGAGGUUAUUCUUGUGUAUGCUGUGUUUAAAUUUCUCUCUGUGAACAAUUAAAUUAUUCGAUUUCGAGGGUAACAUGUAAGAGAAUCCUUUUUUUAUAUAUUAAAAACUUGCAUUUAUAUAAUAAGUGGAGCGUCAGUCAGUGAUCCAUCUCAAUAUUUGUACGAAAAGCCGCUGUGUAAUGAAAGUAAAUAAAUAUUGUUUUAUUUAUAAAUA
Messenger RNA from Plutella xylostella (diamondback moth), 1672 nucleotides. RefSeq names its product elongation factor 1-gamma (gene eEF1gamma). Lineage: Eukaryota; Metazoa; Arthropoda; Insecta; Lepidoptera; Plutellidae. Gene Ontology annotation, molecular function: translation elongation factor activity. Gene Ontology annotation, cellular component: cytoplasm; nucleus. Gene Ontology annotation, biological process: translational elongation. The record is from RefSeq and is a predicted model, not a curated record.